AUGACUUGUCCGUUUCCAAUGAGAGUAGCAUCGGGAAAAAGAAAAGAAAAGGAAGAAACCCUAGUCCCGGAGUCCUCAGCGCAGCAACGUGAGAAAACCCCAACUGACGACUCAUCUCUCUCCACAUUGUCAUCGUUGUUUUUCCCCCGUAGCAGCCGUAGCGAGAAAGUCCAACGGCGCCAAGGAAGCAGCCUCCACUCGUGCGGUCCUACGCGCAAGCCCUGCAUCAUCGCCACCAUCACCAGCACUUCCUUUCCCGUUCCGCUAUUCCCCCACCGCUGGUGCCUUUCAUUCUCCAUCAUCAAUCGGCCUCCGGCAGAAGGGAACCGCCAAGACUACGCUGUCGGGAGAGCCUCGAGGUUAUCAUAG
Linum trigynum is the source of this 369-nucleotide messenger RNA. The record is from the annotation of a GenBank genome assembly. Lineage: Eukaryota; Viridiplantae; Streptophyta; Magnoliopsida; Malpighiales; Linaceae.